UAUAUAUAUAUAUAUAUGUAUGUGUACUUCAGAGAGUAUAAAGGUGUGUCCUCUUCAGUCUAACACACGUCACAAGGUGCUGGUGAUGGAGUAUUGUCCCUGUGGAAGUCUCUACACCGUCUUAGAGGAAUCCUCCAACGCGUACGGACUCCCUGAGGACGAGUUCCUCCUAGUCCUCCACAACGUGGUGGCAGGUAUGAACCACCUGAGAGAGUACGGGAUCGUCCACCGAGACAUCAAACCAGGAAACAUCAUGCGAGUGAUCGGAGAGGACGGACGGUCCGUCUACAAGCUCACCGACUUCGGAGCCGCCAGAGAGCUGGAGGACGACGAGCAGUUUGUGUCUCUGUACGGCACCGAGGAAUACCUGCACCCCGACAUGUAUGAGCGAGCCGUGCUGAGGAAAGACCACCAGAAGAAGUACGGAGCCACGGUGGACCUGUGGAGCAUCGGGGUCACCUUCUACCACGCCGCCACCGGCAGUCUGCCUUUCAGACCGUUUGAAGGGCCACGCAGGAACAAGGAAGUCAUGUAUAAAAUCAUCACAGAGAAACCGUCCGGAACGAUCUCAGGACACCAGAAGUGUGAGAACGGGAAGAUCGAGUGGACCACUGAGAUGCCUGUUUCAUGCAGUCUGUCCAAGGGUCUCCAAAGCCUCCUGACUCCGGUCCUGGCUAACAUCCUGGAGGCGGAUCAGGAAAAGUGUUGGGGCUUCGAUCAGUUCUUCGCAGAAACAAACGACAUUCUUCACCGAACCAUCGUCAAUGUGUUCAGUCUGCAGCAGGCGACGCUGCACCACGUGUACAUCCACGAGUACAACACGGCGGCGCUGUUCCAGGAACUUCUGUCCCGCCGGACCAGCAUCCCGCUGCACAACCAGGAGCUGCUGUACGAGGGCCGCCGCCUGGUCCUGGACCCGAACCGCCAGGCCCAGAACUUCCCCAAGACCUCCAGAGACAAUCCCAUCAUGCUCGUCAGCCGGGAGUCCGUCGCCACCGUGGGCCUCAUCUUUGAGGACCGUACGUAGACCAACAUGGGGCGCCAGACCAGUAGAUAGAUGUUAGGACAUCAGACCAGUAGAUAGAUGUUAGGACAUGACACCAGUAGCUAGAUGUUAAGACAUGACCAGUAGAUAGAUGUUAAGACAUGACCAGUAGAUAGAUGUUAGGACAUGACCAGUAGAUAGAUGUUAGGACAUGAGACCAGUAGAUGGAUGUUAGGACAUGAGACCAGUAGAUAGAUGUUAGGACAUGAGACCAGUAGAUAGAUGUUAGGACAUGAGACCAGUAGAUAGAUGUUAGGACAUGAGACCAGUAGAUAGAUGUUAGGACAUGACCAGUAAAUAGAUGUUCGGACAUCAGACCAGUAGAUAGAUGUUAGGACAUCAGACCAGUAGAUAGAUGUUAAGAUAUGAAACCAGUAGAUGGAUGUUAAGAUAUGAAACCAGUAGAUAGAUGUUAGGACAUGACCAGUAGAUAGAUGUUAAGAUAUGAAACCAGUAGAUAGAUGUUAAGAUAUGAAACCAGUAGAUAGAUGUUAGGACAUGACCAGUAGAUAGAUGUUAGGACAUGACCAGUAGAUGGAUGUUAGGACAUGACAAGUAGAUAGAUGUUAGGACAUGACCAGUAGAUAGAUGUUAGGACAUGACCAGUAGAU
This is a messenger RNA of Anarrhichthys ocellatus (wolf-eel), 1656 nucleotides long. Its product is annotated as serine/threonine-protein kinase TBK1-like. Gene Ontology annotation, molecular function: ATP binding; protein binding; protein serine/threonine kinase activity. Bases 20 to 1027 code for a protein of 335 amino acids. Gene Ontology annotation, cellular component: cytoplasm. Gene Ontology annotation, biological process: peptidyl-serine phosphorylation. Lineage: Eukaryota; Metazoa; Chordata; Actinopteri; Perciformes; Anarhichadidae. The record is from RefSeq and is a predicted model, not a curated record. The transcript has 6 exons.